AUGGCGAGGAAGCUUAGUGUAUUGCAAGUCCUUCUGAUCAUCUUCAUCCUAAUUGUAUUGGCCGUAGAUAUCCUCUUGCUGCUUUUUGUGUUGGAGAACCCUUCAGAUACUUCAUUUAUUCCGGAGUGCCCAGAAACCCCUGAAUCAGAAAGGAUAGACUGCACCCCUGGCCAGGCGGUGACAGAGGAAGCCUGCAGAUGGAAAUAUAAGUGCUGCUGGAAGUCUGUGCCAGAUACUGAUGUCCCCUGGUGCUUCUUCCCCAGGAACUGGGGCUAUGAAGUCAGCAAUUGGGUUACAAAUAGAAGCACAGUGUACACUGCCCAGUUGAGAAGGUUGCCAUCCCCAUCUCUGUUUGGACAUGAUAUAAUCGACACCCUCUUCAGAGCUGAAUAUCAGACAUCCAAUCGUUUUCAUUUUAAGAUCACUGAUUUCAACUACAUGUGCUAUGAAGUCCCCCAUGAAAAUGUUAAGCUGUUUGAUGGGACUGCCGAUACCUCCAAUUUGAGCUAUCACAUAGAAGUCAUUCAUAAACCCUUCAGCAUCAAAAUAAUGAGGACCAGCAACAAAAGAGUCUUGUUGGACACCGGCCUCGGGCCCCUCCUUGCCCAGCAGUUCCUGCAGCUCUCCAUCCGACUGCCCAGCGCCACCGUGUACGGGCUGGGAGGACACGUGCACCAGCAGCACGGGCACAACGUGGCCUGGAGGACCUGGCCCAUCUUCAGCCGGGAUGCCGCCCCCCCCGAGGGCAUGAUUAAUCUGUACGGAGCUCACACAUUCUUCUUGUGCCUUGAAGACACCCGUGGCUCCUCUUUCAGGCUUUUUCUGAUGAACGCAUCCAAGCUCUCAAGUUACAAGGAUGAACAAGAUCCAGUCCCUACCUCAAGUUCUUCCCAAUACCUUAUAACACGCCUCUAUCAGGAUGAAAAGGAUGUCCAGUACUCUGACAUAGACUACAUGGAUGGAAAGAAGGAUUACACUACUGAUGGAGUGGCUUUCCAUGGUCUCUCAGAUUUUGCCAACGAGUUACAUAAAUAUGGACUGAAAUACAUAAUUAUUAUGAAUCCUGGCAUCUUAAAUAACAUUGACUACCAGCCUUAUGUGAAUAGAAGUAAAAGGAGAGUGUGGAUCUUGGGGGACAAAGGCUUUGUCGUUGGACGGGGGUAUCCUGGAUGGACAGUUUUUCCUGAUUUCACUAAUCCAGUUAGUACUGAGUGGUGGAGAGAGCAGUUCAGUGAAUUUUAUAAAGCUCUGGAAUUUGAUGGAGUGUGGAUUGAAAUGGAUGAAGUAUCUAGCUUUCUCCAAAAUUCUGAUCAUGAGUGUGAAGUAAACUACUUGAACUUUCCUCCUUUCAUUCCUCGCGUUCUGGACGGCUUGCUUUUGGCAAGAACCCUCUGCAUGGACACAGAGUUUCAAGGGGGCUUCCCCUAUGAUGUCCACAGCUUGUAUGGCUACACCAUGGGAAGAGCCACAGACUCGGCCAUGGAGAAUAUCUUCCCCAAGAAAAGAAAAUUCAUCUUAUCCCGUUCUACUUUUGCUGGAUCUGGCAAAUAUGCUGCUCAUUGGCUGGGGGACAACGCGGCCCGAUGGGAUGAUCUCCGAUGGUUCAUCCCCGGUAUCCUGGAGUUCAACCUAUUCGGCAUCCCUAUGGUAGGUGCCAACAUCUGUGGUUAUACAGAAAAUGUCACAGAGGAACUCUGCAGAAGGUGGAUGCAGCUUGGAGCAUUUUAUCCACUCUCGAGGAAUCACAAUGGGCCUGGGUUCAGGGACCAGGAUCCUGCUGACUUUAGUGAAAACAACUAUAUGCUGUUGAAUUCCUCCAGACACUAUCUGAACAUCCGCUACACCCUGCUACCCUAUCUCUACACCCUUUUCUACCGAGCUCAUACCCUGGGGGAGACCGUAGCAAGGCCCCUCGUCCAUGAGUUCUACCAGGACCCAGCUACCUUGGAGGUGCACGAGCAGUUCCUCUGGGGGCCUGGACUCCUCAUCACGCCUGUUUUAUACAAAGGUGUGGACCACACAAAAGCACAUAUACUCUGGUGCGACUAUGAAACGGGAGUAGCCAUAGAAUGGAGGAAACAGUUUGUGGAGAUGCUACUGCCAGGUGAUAGGAUAGGACUUCACCUGUGAGGGGGCUACAUCUUUCCCACCCAGCAACCAAACACAACCGCAGAGACCAGUCGGAAGAAUACCACGGGACUCAUCAUUGCCUUGGACUAUAAGAGAGAAGCAAAGGGAGAGCUGUACUGGGAUGAUGGUGUCUCUAAAGAUGCUGUAACUAAAAAGAAUUAUAUUCUGUAUGAUUUUUCUGUCACCUCUGUAAACCGUGUACAGGCAAAGAUUAUAAAUAAUAAUUAUAUGGACCCUGACAACCUCACAUUUACAGCAAAAAGCUCCAGCACUGCGAUUUGGGACUCCCAGCUCCCCGGCUUCACCUUCAAUGACAUGUUCCUUUCCAUCUCCACGCGCCUCCCCUCUCAGUACCUCUAUGGCUUUGGGGAAACGGAGCACACAACUUUCAGAAGAAACAUAAGCUGGAACACGUGAGGAAUGUUUGCCUGAGAUGAGCCACCAGCGUACAAGAAGAAUUCCUAUGGUGUCCACCCCUACUACAUGGCACUGGAGGAGGAUGGCAAUGACCAUGGAGUGCUCCUGCUGAACUGUAAUGCCAUGGAUGUGGCAUUCCAGCCUACUCCUGCCUUGACAUACCACACCACAGGAGGGAUUUUGGACUUUUAUAUGGUUUGGGGGCCAACCCCUGAGCUUGUAACUCAGCAAUACAAGGAGUUGAUUGGUUGGCCAGCAAUGAUUCCCUACUGGGCCCUGGGAUUCCAGCUGAGUCGCUAUGGAUACCAGAAUGAUGCUGAAAUCUCCAAUUUGUAUAAUGCAAUGAUGGCAGCUCAGAUUCCCUACCAUGUCCAGCAUGUAGACAUCGAUUACAUGGACCGCAAGCUGGACUUCACCCUCAGCCCCAGCUUUCAAAAUCUUGGCCUCGUGAUUGAGCAAAUGAAGAAAAAUGGUGUGAGAUUUGUUCUUAUUCUGGAUCCAGCCAUUUCUGACAAUGAGACCCAGUAUCUCCCAUUCACCAGAGGGCAGGAAAACAACGUGUUCAUCAAAUGGCCAGACAACAGUGAUAUUGUCUGGGGAAAGGUUUGGACAGAUCUGCCCAAUGUGAAUGUGGAUGGAUCCCUUGACCAUGAACCUCAGGUUAAGCUGUACAGAGCCCAUGUUGCUUUUCCUGACUUCUUGCGCAAUAGCACGGCUGCCUGGUGAAAGAAGGAAAUAGAAGAGUUCUACAGAAACCCUCGAGAGCCAGAGAAGAAGCCUUCAAGCCUGAAGUCUGAUGGACUGUGGAUUGACAUGAAUGAACCAUCAAACUUUGUGAGUGGAUCUGUCAGGGGCUGCAGUGAUGACAUUCUUAAUAAUCCACCCUAUGUGCCACAUUUGGAAUCCAAGGACAGGGGCCUGAGCAGCAAGACCCUGUGCACGGAGAGUCAGCAGCUCCUGCCUGACGGCUCCCCGGUGCGGCACUAUGACACGCACAGCCUGUACGGGUGGGCCCAGACCAGACCCACGUGCGAAGCUGUGCUGGAGGUGACGGGACAGCGAGGGAUCGUCAUCACUCGCUCCACCUUCCCCUCUUCUGGCCGCUGGGGGGGAUGCUGGCUGGGUGACAGCAUGGCCGUGUGGGACCCACUGAAGAAAUCUGUCAUUGGCAUGAUGGAGUUCAGUCUCUUUGAAAUCUCUUAUACAGGAGCAGACAUUUGCGGAUUCUUUGGAGAUGCUGAGUAUGAGAUGUGUGUUCGCUGGAUGCAGCUGGGGGCGUUUUAUCCAUCUUCCGGGAACCACAACACAUUCGGGACAAGGAGACAAGAUCCUGUGGCCUGGGACUCAAACUUUGAGAUGUUGUCAAGAAAAGUCCUCCAGACCAGAUACACCCUGCUGCCUUACCUCUAUACUCUGAUGCGUAAAGCUCACGUUGAGGGCAGCGCUGUUGUCCGACCCCUUCUCCAUGAGUUUACAGAAGAUCGCACAACAUGGGAUAUAGACCAUCAGUUCAUGCUGGGCCCUGCCAUCUUAAUCAGCCCUGUGCUGGAAAAUAACACUUUUCAGGUCUAUGCUUAUUUUCCCAGAGCCCGUUGGUAUGACUAUAGCACGGUAAGAACCAACAUUGUUUGAAUCUGGCAUGAAUCGGCCGGUGAGUGGAAAAUCCUGGAGGCUCCCCUUGACCAUAUCAACCUUCAUAUCAGAGGAGGCUACAUCGUGCCUUGGCAAGAACCUGCGAUGAACACUCACUCCAGCCGACAAAAAUAUAUGGGAUUGAUUGUUGCUUUGGAUGACAAUGGGAGAGCUGAAGGUCAGCUGUUCUGGGAUGAUGGACAAAGCAUUGAUACCUAUGAAAAUAGAAACUACUUGGCAAACUUUAUAGCAGCUCAGAACAUAUUGCAAAUCCAGACUGUACACAAUAAGUAUCUGAGUGACUCUAAUUCACUGAAAGUUGGAUAUACUAGAAUCUGGGGCAUAAACCCUACUUACGUAACACAAGUCACUUCCACCUACGACAACCAACAAUUCACAGUGAUAAAUUUCAAGAGUGACCCAUACAAUCAGACACUAACUAUUCAAUUGACUGAUAAGAUUAUCAGCCUGGAAAAGUUAACUGAGGUUGCUUGGAUUCACGGUGGUCCUAUAGUUUCUACUACACCUAUGACAAAUACCUUCCCAAUGAGUUCUUUAUAUCCUUCUACUACUAAGCCUACUACUUCUGAGACUAUUAACACUAGUUCUUCUACUUCAAGUACUAUUACUGAAUGCACUACUGUUACUCUUCCUGUCACAACCAUGCCUUUCCCAACAAGUGCUGCUGAAGUUUCAACUGGUACUACUCUUCCUAAUACCACUACAUCUUCCCCUACAAAUACUACUGCUGAUAGCACUAAUGUUACUCUUCCUGUCACAACCACUCCUUUCCCAACAAGCGCUGCUGAAGUUUCAACUGGUACUACUGUUCCUAAUACCAUUACAUCUUCCCCUGCAAAUACUACUACUGAUAGCACUAAUGUUACUCUUCCUGUCACAACCACUCCUUUCCCAGCAAACACUAUUGAAGUUUCAACUGGUACUAUGGUUCCUAAUAACACUACAUCUUCCCCUACAAAUACUACUGCUGAUAGCACUAAUGUUACUCUUCCUGUCACAAACAUGCCUUUCCUAACAAGUGCUGCUGAAGCUACAACUGUGUAUCAUUAG
Messenger RNA from Balaenoptera musculus (blue whale), 5250 nucleotides. Its product is annotated as probable maltase-glucoamylase 2. Gene Ontology annotation, molecular function: alpha-1,4-glucosidase activity; carbohydrate binding. Gene Ontology annotation, biological process: carbohydrate metabolic process. The record is from RefSeq and is a predicted model, not a curated record. Lineage: Eukaryota; Metazoa; Chordata; Mammalia; Artiodactyla; Balaenopteridae.